This is a messenger RNA of Parastagonospora nodorum SN15, 1392 nucleotides long. RefSeq lists its product as hypothetical. The coding region runs from base 1 to 1392 and encodes 463 amino acids. The transcript is spliced from 4 exons. Gene Ontology annotation, molecular function: metalloexopeptidase activity. NCBI's taxonomy places the organism in Eukaryota, Fungi, Ascomycota, Dothideomycetes, Pleosporales, Phaeosphaeriaceae. Gene Ontology annotation, biological process: proteolysis. The record is from RefSeq and is a predicted model, not a curated record.
AUGCUCUGCAACGUCGGCAACGUCAACUUUUCUGGUCGGCCAGAGAUCCUUCAGUCUAUCGCGUAUGCGACAGAGGGAAAGAAUCGCGUCAUCGGCAGCCCAGGCCACGAAGCCACUGUUAAAUGGAUCCAAGACCAUCUGGAUACAAGCUACUAUGACGUUUCACUGCAAGGCGUAGAACUCAGCAUUGGCGUCAAUGCCACAUUGACGGCAAACAACAAGACCAUUGAGGCCUUUGCAACUACGCUUGCCCCCAAUGGCAACGCCACGGGAUCUCUUGUUGCGAUCCCCAAUCUUGGCUGCGAAGAAGCUGACUUCGCAGAGUCGUUGGACGGCAAGAUCGCGCUCAUCAAGCGUGGCACAUGCUCGUAUGGUGUUAAAGUGCAAUUGGCAGCCGCUAAAGGAGCAUCUGCAGUAAUCGCCUACAACAAUGGCGAAGGCACACUUGAGGGCUACUCGCUGCAGGUUUUCUCAGACCCCGCAAUGCCAUUCGUCCCUACGAUUGGUAUCACACAGGGCCAGGGCGAGGCGCUACUCGCCCAGCUGGAGAAUGGCGUCAGCGUCAGUGUCGCAUUGACCUCGGAAGCCAAGCUAUACACCACCUACAACGUUAUCGCAGAGACUAAGGGGGGUGACCAUGAUAACGUAAUACACGUUUCUGGUCACUCUGACUCUGUCACUGCUGGUCCUGGUAUCAACGACAAUGGCUCUGGAACUAUCUCGUUACUGGAGGUUGCUAUCCAGCUGACCAAUUUCACUGUUGUCAAUGCUGUCCGUUUCUCUUGGUGGACCGCUGAGGAAGCUGGUCUUUUGGGGGCAGAAUACUACGUCAAGCAAUUGUCUCAAGCUGAGAAGGAAAAGAUCCGUCUGCUUCUGGACUUCGACAUGAUGGCAUCUCCGAAUUUCGCUUAUCAAAUUUACGAUGGUGAUGGUUCGGCAUACAACCUCACUGGCCCCGCCGGUUCCGCCGAAGCUGAGCACGAAUUCGCUGCCUACUUUGAUAGCAUCGGACUCAACCACACCGAGAUAGAGUUCGAUGGUCGUUCUGACUACGGUCCUUUUCUCGAGGCUGGUAUUGCUGCUGGUGGUAUUGCCGGCGGUGCAGAAGGUAUCAAGACCCAAGAAGAGUUCGAGAUGUUUGGUGGCGGGGCAGGCUUGAACCGUGAAGCUUGGAUCGAAUUCUCACGUGCAAUUGCACACAUGACUGCAAACGUCCAACGCAUUGUCGUUUCGUGUGAACUGAAAGAAGAGAUGAACAAAAUAGAUGGGGACGAAGGCAGCAGCGCCGGAUGCCGCCGUGGUGGCGAAAAGAAUGAGGACGGUCCUUCAGCGGAAGAGUUGGACUGGGAUGAGGCGCCGGAAGGCAUGGUGAAGAGAGCUCACAUCUGCUGA